Messenger RNA from Gambusia affinis (western mosquitofish), 3693 nucleotides. It is a transcript of the gene abi1a, whose product is annotated as abl-interactor 1a. Lineage: Eukaryota; Metazoa; Chordata; Actinopteri; Cyprinodontiformes; Poeciliidae. The record is from RefSeq and is a predicted model, not a curated record. The transcript has 12 exons. Gene Ontology annotation, cellular component: lamellipodium; intracellular anatomical structure. Bases 142 to 1863 code for a protein of 573 amino acids. Gene Ontology annotation, molecular function: SH3 domain binding.
GGAAUCCCACAAUACCAGGCGAAGGAAGAGGAGGGCUUCUUUUUCCUUUUUUUCCGCGAGUCAGAGCUGCGGGCUGGUGGCUGUUUCAAUCAAAGGGAAGGCAGAGAGAGGGAAGGGAGGCUCUGCAGGGAGAGAUGUAAGAUGGCAGAGCUACAAAUGUUGUUGGACGAAGAGAUUCCGGCCGGGAAGAGAGCGCUAGUGGAGAGUUACCAAAACCUGACGAGAGUAGCCGACUACUGCGAAAACAAUUAUGUCCAGGCCCAGGACAAGAGGAAAGCCCUGGAGGAGACCAAAGCCUACACCACCCAGUCCCUGGCCAGCGUGGCCUACCAGAUCAAUGCCUUAGCCAACAACGUCCUGCAGCUGCUGGACAUCCAGGCCUCGCAGCUGCGCCGCAUGGAGUCCUCCAUCAACCACAUCUCUCAGACGGUGGACAUACACAAGGAGAAGGUUGCCAGGCGGGAGAUCGGGAUCCUCACCACCAACAAAAACACAACGAGGACUCAUAAGAUCGUCGCUCCGGCCAACUUGGAACGGCCCGUCAGGUACAUCAGGAAGCCGAUUGACUACAAUGUCCUGGACGAUGUUGGCCACGGGGUGAAGUGGCUAAAAGCCAAGCAACAUGGAAACAAUCAGGCAGUCAGAGCGGGAACGCUGUCCAGGACCAAUCCGCCAACACAGAAACCGCCCAGUCCGCCGAUGUCGGGGCGAGGCACGCUUGGUCGCAACACGCCGUACAAAACGCUGGAGCCGGUGAAGCCGCCUACGGUCCCCAACGACUACAUGACCAGUCCGGCCCGACUGGGCGGCCAGCAGAACAGCCCCGGACGCACGGCGUCACUCAACCAGAGACAACGCACGCACAGUGGAAGCAGCGGGGGAAGCAGCAGCAGGGAGAACAGCGGCAGCAGCAUUCCCAUCGCCGUGCCGACGCCCUCCAUCCCCAACUCUGGACCAGUCCCGUUCGUGCCGGCUCCUCCGGGAGCCCCGCCGCCUCCUCCUCCACCUCUCCCUCCCCCUGGCGUUCCUCCACCUGCUCCUCCCAUGGGUGGGAUGGCCCCGCCUCCUCCUCCACCUCUCCCUCCCCCUGGCGUUCCUCCACCUGCUCCUCCCAUGGGUGGGAUGGCCCCGCCUCCUCCUCCACCUCCUCCUCCUUAUCCAGCCGUAGUGGUGGCCUCCGGGCCAGGACUGGGCCCCGCUCCAGUGUCCCAGUUUGGAACCAUCUCGCGGCAGAUUUCGCGGCACAACCCCUCCAACUCCUCUGUCUCUAUGGUUUCGGCCACGGGCACGUACCGCCGGGCGCCUUCGGUCACAUCGCAGUUCUCCCUGCAGCAGCAGCAGCUACAGCUACAGCAGCAGCAACUGCAGCAGCAGCCUCAUAUUAACGGAGGCACUCCUGGCUACGGCCAAAACUCAAUGUCUGUCGCUCCUCCUCCUCCCCCCAUGCCCCAGCUGACUCCACAGAUACCUCUCACUGGCUUUGUGGCCAGGAUGCAAGAGAGCAUAGCAGACACCCCAACUCCACCACCGCCCCCGCCGCCGGAUGACCUCCCUAUCUUUGACGACUCCCCACCGCCUCCUCCUCCUCCAGUGGAUUACGAGGACGAAGAAGGCACCGUCCUGAAGUUUGACGACCCGUACGCCGACGGAGACCCGCAAUGGGCCCCCAAGAACUACAUAGAGAAAGUGGUGGCCAUCUACGACUACGCCCAGGACAAGGAGGACGAGCUGACGUUCAUGGAGGGCUCCAUCAUCUACGUGGUGAAGAAGAACGACGACGGCUGGUUCGAGGGCGUCUGCAACGGCGUCACCGGCCUGUUCCCCGGCAACUACGUGGAGAGCAUCAUGCAUUACGCCGAGUGAAGCCACCUGGCAGUAACAAGUCCUAUUUAUUCAGUCAUAUCCUAACCUGGUGACAGACUGAUAGCUGCAGCAGCAGAUGCAUAGAAAUAACUGUAUGAUUCCAGUUUUUUUUUUUUUUUUUAAAGAAUGGCAGAAUGUUUUCUCUUACUGAAUGCAAAUAAUAUAAGUGAUAUCUAUUUAGAUGGUGUGAUAGGGAUGGGUGGGUGGCAUUUAUACAUUUCUCCUGAACAAAGAUGAUCUAAUUAAAUAGUUUUAAGAUGAGCAAAGGAAAGGAAAGCACCUUCAGGCCAAGUAUCGGUUCAGAACAUGGGCUUGUUUUUUUGCAGAAAUCUGUAAAAACGGCGAAUGUUAGUCAAUCGCUGUUCCUUUGAGCCCAGACAGGAAAACAAACACAAACGGCUUGAUUUCAAAACACUGUAAAUGAUAUUUUAAAAAAAUCAAAGCAUGAAAAUCUGAUGUAAUCUUUUAAGUUUUUUGCCACUUUGCUUCAAUUAUGUUGUAAAUGUUUCUUUUUUUAAAAUUUGACUGUCGAAAUCACUGAAGUUUUUACUCUGAAGCCAAUUUACAAACUUUUCCAUGGGAUUUUUCUUUAUUUUUUGUACAUAAUCUUAAAAUAAAGAAAUUGAGUUUUUGUUUUUCAUGAAUUUGAAUCUUUUUAUGAAGCAUCAAGACGUUAAGCUCAUUCGAGAUGAGACAGAAGCAUCAACUUUUCACUCAAACUAGCAGCUGAUUGGGCUAAAGUCCAUUUUUAUGUUGAAUUAUUGUCAUUUCAGUAGCAAAAACCUCACUAGUUGCAGUUGUUUAACAAUUGAAAAUUCAAUCCUGAGCAGUUUAUUGUACAUAUCCUUUUUAGAUGAUGUGCAGCACUGUGAGCCAGAGAUUUGUCGUCUUUUAAAAGUAUUGAAGUAUCUCUGCUUUAUGGUAUUUGCUGGAAACUUUAGGACAAAAAAAGCAAAAUAAUUUAUCUUUUUUACACCUACUUUUGAUGUGGGGUGUCCAAAGUGUUUGCAGCCCUUUGAAUUAUUCUGUGCGGCCCUUGACCACAAUUAAAGAAGACGAGAACCAUACAGAAAACAUUAUGGUGAUACAAUAAAAUCAAAUUAAAGUGAGAUUUACACAAAUAAAAAAUAAAUUAUGCAGACAAAUUCAUCUUAAAAUUAAAAACUUAUGCAACUAUUCAUCUUUCAAUUAUCUUUUUUGCUUUUAUUUUUAAUUUAACAGCACAUAAUGCAAACAUCCAGUAAGUUUUACUUCACAGUAUAAUUAUGCCAAAUAAGAUGUUUUUUUGUAACUUAGAGUACAGCUAAAAUCAUUUUCUGAAACUUUCUGUAUAAAAAUAAGGUAGUAUAUUUCAUUAAGAUAUUGUGAAAUUAGAUUUUUACCAUAGAAACAAUUGUGAUGACUUGAUUUAAAUCAAUUAAUUUAGUAAUCGAUUAAUCGUGAACUGGAAUACACAACUCAAGAUCAUUUGCUGAAAGAACACAGCAGUAAUUACGCCAAAACUACAAAAAUAAAAGCAUUUUCCAUUUAGGAAUAAAAAUGUUAUAGUAAAUAUGUACUCAGAACUCACGUGGCAUAGUUUUAGCUUCUCUGGGUUCAAAUUCCGUCAAAAAUCCAGAGUUAACCAGUUAAUUGGUUAAUCAAAAAUAUUAGCCCUACAUCUUAUUCAUGUUAAGUCAAGCAGAAAGGGCUGAGUAAAUAAAAGCAUAUUUUAAAUUGCAGAUGAAUAAUUUGUUACAAAUGAUCAAGCAUUCAUUAAAGGAAAUUCUAAUAUUUAGGGAAUAUUAAGUUAUUCAUUGGCAUCUCAACUAAGUUCUUAAUUGAUAUAUU